Molecule: messenger RNA, 1607 nt
Organism: Capsella rubella
Lineage: Eukaryota; Viridiplantae; Streptophyta; Magnoliopsida; Brassicales; Brassicaceae
Product: probable serine/threonine-protein kinase PBL1
Exons: 6
Coding region: 247-1413 (388 amino acids)
Biological process (GO): protein phosphorylation
Molecular function (GO): ATP binding; protein kinase activity
Source: RefSeq, a predicted model, not a curated record
AAAAGACCUUUCUUCUUCCUUUGGUUGCCUCUAGUAUCUCAUCAACAUCCAUCUUCUCUUCUCAUUCUCUCUCUCUCUCUCUCUCCUUCUUCACAUCUUUCUCUUUCUCUUCUCAACUGUUCUGCUUUAAUGGGUUUUAUCUGAGAGAAUCUGUUCUACACAAAAACAGCUCAAGAAGCCAAUUCAUUUUUGUCAGAAAAGGGCAAAUACGAUCUUUUUCAUCAUUUGAUCCAUCUCUCUACCUCAAUGGGUUCUUGUCUCAGUUCUCGUGUCCUCAAUAAGAGUAGUAGUGGUCUCGAUGAUCUUCAUCUCUCGAGCUAUAAAUCGUCGUCAUCAUCUGCGGCAGCUCAUAGGACAGAAGGAGAGAUACUUAGCUCAACGAGCGUUAAAAGCUUCAGCUUUAGUGAACUUAAACUCGCUACCAGAAACUUCAGAUCGGACUCUGUUGUUGGAGAAGGUGGCUUUGGUUGUGUCUUCAGAGGCUGGCUUGAUGAGACCACUCUCACCCCUACCAAAUCUAGCUCCGGUCUUGUAAUUGCUGUUAAGCGGCUUAACCCUGAUGGUUUUCAAGGUCACCGAGAAUGGCUGACAGAGAUCAACUACUUGGGGCAGUUAAGUCACCCCAAUUUAGUUAAAUUGAUUGGUUAUUGCGUGGAAGAUGAACAACGGCUUCUUGUGUAUGAGUUUAUGCACAAGGGUAGUCUUGAGAAUCAUCUGUUCUCAACAGGAAAUCGGGAUUUUAAGCCGCUCUCUUGGAUUCUAAGGAUUAAGGUUGCACUUGAUGCAGCUAAAGGCCUCGCCUUUCUACAUAGCGAUCCCGUCAAAGUCAUAUACCGAGACAUCAAGGCGUCUAACAUCUUACUUGACUCGGACUUCAAUGCAAAGCUUUCGGACUUUGGAUUAGCUAGGGACGGUCCAAUGGGAGAAACAAGCUAUGUUAGUACAAGGGUCAUGGGCACAUUUGGCUACGCCGCGCCAGAGUAUGUCUCAACAGGUCACUUGAAUGCUAGAAGUGACGUAUACAGUUUUGGGGUUGUUCUUCUGGAGCUACUCUGUGGAAGACAAGCACUGGACCAUACCCGCCCAGCCAAGGAGCAAAACCUUGUGGAUUGGGCUAGACCGUACCUCACAAGCAGGAGAAAGGUUCUACUAAUUGUGGACACUCGGCUUAACUCACAGUACAAACCCGAAGGUGCUGUGAGAUUGGCAAGCAUUGCUGUGCAGUGCCUCUCAUUCGAACCCAAAUCGCGCCCGACCAUGGACCAAGUUGUCCGAGCCUUGGUACAGCUGCAAGACAGCGUGGUAAAACCGGCCAACGUCGACCAGAUUAAGGAUACCAAGAAACUUGUGGGAUUGAAAGUAGAAGACAAGUACCAGAAAAACGGAUUAAACAGAAAAACUGAUGGUUUGUAGUAGGUAUAGAAUAAAUGUGGUUACUGGUUAGGUCUCAUGUCUCCUUUUGACUCCUUUGUUUAUGUGUUGUAAUAUUGUCGUGUGAAGUGAUUUUAUUUCACUGGUUAUAGUUUUGCUCCUGUUGACUUGGAGAUAAUCUAUUGUUUUCUUUUGUUCUGAUAGAUCAAAUAUUUUGGUGAUGUAUUCCAAAACCA